Molecule: messenger RNA, 1170 nt
Organism: Papaver somniferum (opium poppy)
Lineage: Eukaryota; Viridiplantae; Streptophyta; Magnoliopsida; Ranunculales; Papaveraceae
Product: putative F-box protein At1g50870
Exons: 1
Coding region: 1-1170 (389 amino acids)
Molecular function (GO): protein binding
Source: RefSeq, a predicted model, not a curated record
AUGUUGAUAAUAUUUUGUAACUCUUUUAGUAGUCUUAUUCUUGAUGUUUGGAGUCGCAAUGAUGAUGUGAUUGCAUAUGAGAUAUUAAGUAGACUCACUGUUAAGGAGCUCAUGCGAUUCAAGUGCGUAUCUAAACGUUGGCAAUGGUUAAUUGAGAACGAUCCAUACUUCAUUAAGUUACACCUUACCCAAUCAAAGAAACGUCCAAUUUUCCUUUAUGUCAUUCCACUUUCAAACUACUGGAAAGCCCAAAAAGAAGACAGAUAUAGAGGAUAUGAUGAACUUCUCUUAACCACAGACUUAUCAGACCAAGGUAGAGCAGAAAACACAGUACAAAUUUAUACCAUCAGAAAGACGGAUAUGUUUUGCUGCGAUCAUUUUUUGGCAUCCUUAAACGGUCUAAUUUGUUUCAUUGAUCGGUACGAGCAUGCUGUUUGCAUAUAUAAUGUAAGUACCAGACAAGUCACUCCAUGGAUCAAAUCAACAUUAUUGAUAGAAGAACAAGAAAAACAUCCAGGUCUUGAUGUAUACGUCAUAAGGGAAUGUAGCUUUGGAUUUGAUCCUUCCACUAUGGAGCACAAAGUUAUAUGUAUAUCGUCCAUCUCUGUGGAGGAAUAUCAUGAUGAUAGCGAUGGCGUUGGUGAUGAUGAUUAUGAGGUUUGGGAAGUUUGUGAAGUCCUGACUGUUGGAGAGAAUACCUGGAGAAGGAUAGAUCAUGUCCCACCUUCGUAUGGAUACCAGGCAUGUGCAUGUGUAAAUGGUUCUAUAUAUUGGAUGACCAGACAUUUAACUUUUGGAGAUUGGCGCAAGGAUAAGGAUCUUGAACAUAUAGUGGCAUUUGAAAUUAGAAGUGAAAAGUUUAGAACGAUUUCACUUCCAAAUUGCAUUGUUGACAAGCCUUUGAAUCCGAAUCGUUAUUGCCAUCUUGAUCAGUUAUUUGCAUUAGAGGUGGAUGGGCGUGUAGCCUUCUUGCUCAGAUUAAACCCACAGUUUGUCCAGAUAAGAAUUUUUAAUGAAGAAAGUUCUUUAUGUAACAAGGAAAUAGGCAACAAGAUAACCAUUAGUACCGGGGAGAAAAUUGGACUGAAGAAACCAUUAAAUUACCUUUCAACUGGGAUAGAUUUGGCCAACAUGUUGAGUUUUACGGUGUUGCUGGAACAGAUCGUAUAA